Molecule: messenger RNA, 2717 nt
Organism: Oryzias latipes (Japanese medaka)
Lineage: Eukaryota; Metazoa; Chordata; Actinopteri; Beloniformes; Adrianichthyidae
Gene: upf3a
Product: UPF3A regulator of nonsense mediated mRNA decay
Biological process (GO): nuclear-transcribed mRNA catabolic process, nonsense-mediated decay; positive regulation of translation
Cellular component (GO): cytoplasm; nucleolus
Molecular function (GO): telomeric repeat DNA binding
Source: RefSeq, a predicted model, not a curated record
AACUUUCGUGAGUUAUCGCGAGCACACAGCUCGUAGGAGAUGUAGAGAAAUGAGGUCUGAAAAGGACCAAAUGGCCGUGGACACGGAGAAAAGUGUCGAAAUACAAUUUAAGGACAUUCCAAGAGAGCAGGAGAGCCCAGGUUGCCAUCUCAAACAAAAAGAAGAGAAGAAGGAGGUCUUUUCAAAGGUUGUGAUCAGAAGACUGCCACCUAACCUUUCAAAAGAACAGCUUGAAGAACAACUAAGUCCGCUCCCAUCGUAUGAUUACUUUGAGUUCUUCUCAGCAGAUCAAAGUCUGUAUCCCCACCUUUUUUCAAGAGCAUAUAUCAAUUUUAAAAACACUGAGGAUAUCGUGUUGUUCAGGGAUCGAUUUGACGGCUACGUCUUUAUCGACAACAAAGGUCAAGAAUAUCCUGCAGUGGUGGAGUUUGCCCCCUUUCAGAAGAUUUCCAAGAAAAAACUGAAAAAGAAGGAUGCCAAAACUGGAAGCAUUGAAGAAGACCCAGAAUACAGGCGAUUCCUGGAGAACUAUUCUUGUGAUGAGGAGAAGUCUAUGGCCAACCCUGAGACUCUACUGGGGGAGAUAGAAGCCAAAACCAAAGAGCUCAUAGCCAAACGGACAACACCCCUACUGGAGUACAUAAAAAUUAAGAAAAUUGAAAAACAGAGAAUAAGAGAGGAGAAAAGAGAGGAGCGAAGAAGAAGAGAGCUUGAGAAGAAACGGCUAAGGGAAGAGGAAAAGAGAAAGAGGAGAGAAGAGGAGAGGCGCAAGCGAAAAGAAGCAGACAAGCAGAAGAAACUGUCGGAUAAGGAUGUUAAAAUUAAGCUUCUGAAGAAGACUGAUAGAGAUGACAAUCCAGAUUCAGACAGAAUGAAGGACAAAAGCGACACUGGGGAGGCAGAAAGGGGCAGAUGGGAGAAAGCUGGAGGACAAAUGAAGUCCAAGGAAUCCAAGGAAAAAGGCCAGCAUGAGAGUGAGAAGGAGCAGAGAGAUCAGCAUGGGCGCAGGCAGAGAGACAAAGAUUACCGCGGAAAAGAUGAAGAGAGGAAACGGCAGCAACACCACUAUGACUUCGAGAAGUUCAUGAGAAGGAAAGAUGAAACCAAGUGGGGAAAGGGCUACUGCCAAGACCGAGCCAAGAAAGAAGGGCACCAUCAUGGUUUUUCUUACUGUGCUGAUGGAGGAGACAAACUGGGAAAGGAGGAGAGGGAGGACCUGAGUAACAGAAAGGAACGCCUCCGAAACAAGGUGAGCGAGAAGGACCGUCCAGCCAUGCAGCUCUAUCAGCCCGGAGCUCGCAACAGGAAGCGCAUGAGCUCAUCCAGCAAGGGCUAUGACUGCAUCCAUUUGGGCCACUCACCUGAACGUGAGACGGAUCAUUGUUAUGAGGUGGUUACCAUGGUAAUGGGGCUGGACAGAGGCUUUGAGAAAAGCAAAGAUGAACAGUAAGUUGUCACAAUGUUAAUGGGGAGGGGAAUUUAAAUUAUAUAUUAAGUCAUGUUGAUGUUUUGCCUGAUUGUCAUUUGACUUUAAAUGAUAAAAACACCCUAAAAAGAGAGAAGAAUUUAGUUGUUAACUUUUGUUUGUGUUGUGAGGAAAACCAUAACUCAGUUUCCUUUUUAAGCAUGAUUUAUUCAGCACUAUAACAUCUAAAAAAAUAUGCAUAUAUCUUGAAAAAGUUCAAUACUUCUUUAUCAAAUUCAUAAAGUGAAACUCAAAUAUCAUAUAGAAUCUCUACACAUAUUGUAAACAUGCUGAUAUUUAUGAUUAUGGCCUCUUAACAGCACAACAAUUACAUUGAAUGUCUCAGAUAAUCAUAAUAUGGCAUUACACCGGUCAAAAAUGUUUAUUGUAAGCACACAUUUCAAGUUUCAUAAAAUAAAAAUAUGUAUUUGUUCAUGAUUGAGUGACUUAAAGAUCAAGAAUAAGAGAGCAUUGAAAAACUAACAAAAACUUUACAGGUGUUUUGAAUUAAGAAGCCGAUUAGGGUAGGACAUCAUGACUUGUCAACAUUAAAUUUUUCCAAAAUAUGCAAAAAAAAUGUUGUUGUUUUUUUUAAAGAUAUAGUCAACAAAACAGAAAUAAAGAUUUAAAGUAUUUUACUUUAUGUGUAAGGAUUUCAUACACAGUCUAAGUCUAAGUUUUUGAAUUGAUUAAAACAAAACAGCACAAAAAUACAUUCAGUUUUUCAUCAUGUUUAAUAUUGAUCAUUAGUAUUAGUAUUUUGUGACACUUCCCAUAAAUGUUCUGGUCUCAAAUUUUCAGCACCUUUAUUUAUUUAUUUGGAUUUUUUUCUAGUUAACUUGCAGCACUCCAUUGUUUAUAAUCCGUGGUAGGGUGGAGGUCGUAUCUUAAUUAGCACGUGUCAACUGUUAAACACUGACCUUGUAAAAGACUCUUUUGUUUAAAGUUUGUUAUUUUCUGCUCAACCUGUAUGUUUCUGAUUAUCAUAAAUUUUAUUCAAAGUGAAAAAUAAAAGAACUGUCAAACAAUGGAUGGAAAUUAUACAAAAGAAACAUUUUUAGGGCAUUGUUUUGUGUACUGUUGAGCAAAUUGUCAACAUAUUUGACCUUUAGUCCAUUUUUUUUUUUUAAUGUGUCAUACAAUAAGGUUUUUCUGUGAGCCAAUAUUUGUAUUUCAUCCGUUGUGUAGCCUGGAAGAACAACUCUGUGCUCAUUACCUUGAAAUAAAUGUAAGUGAAGCACUGAAAGAGAAA